Oreochromis aureus is the source of this 810-nucleotide messenger RNA. RefSeq lists its product as uncharacterized. Bases 1 to 810 code for a protein of 269 amino acids. The transcript is spliced from 7 exons. Lineage: Eukaryota; Metazoa; Chordata; Actinopteri; Cichliformes; Cichlidae. The record is from RefSeq and is a predicted model, not a curated record.
AUGGGCCUGCACUUCCCCCUGAGUCCAUUUACACCACACAAGUGGCUUUUGCUGCUGGCUGAGGCCUUCAACACCACAUCAGGGCCUGUGCUAUUGGUUGAGGCCAUCUACAUUACACGAGGGCUGGUCCAGCGCCUCAACAUUGCCGGCCACUUUCCAGGCCACUGGCUGGACGUCAUCACCGUCAUAGGCAGCCUCCUGAACAAUGUCGCCACCACCGCUGCCUUCAGAUCUGGUGCAGCUUUGUUGUUGGACGAUUUAAAAAUGUGCAUCAAAUAUUUUGCAUUUGCUCUUCUUUGGUUUCCUGGAGUGCUGCACGCACAGAGCACCACACAGGCCUGUGAUGCUCCCACACUGGACAGUGGCUUCUUUGCCCCAAAGCAAGAGACUUACUCUCAUGGCACAAAGCUGAGCUACACCUGCAACGAAGGGUUGGUCCAGGUGAAAUACCAGUGUAAUUGUUAUUACAAACUAACUGGUGCAGAGACUGUGAACUUUUACAGUGAUGGUAACUGGUGUGAACUACCCACCUGUGAAGAAGCGUUCUGUGUAGUGGAUCCUGCUCGAUAUGCUCGUUAUGGUCUUGUAAAAGCUUCAUCUGAAUACAUGCGGGAAGGAGAGACGAAGCCUUUUCCUUGUACAACAAAAGUCUAUUAUAUCAAUGUUUGGUGCACUAAUAGAAGAAUAUUUUUGAGCACAUGUCACAUCCUUCGGAGACCGCAUGUCACAGCGAUGCAACAAAGGUUGUCCCAAUUCAUAGGCUCCUCCGAAUCCGGACGCCAAAUGCGUCCUUCAUUUCCCCGAAUUUGA